GCAAGAAAGCUUCUGUAGAUGUCAGUCGGCAUUUCCCCAGUGCUUGUUGAACACAAAUGGAGAGCCUUGGCAGUAGGAAUGGAUGAUAUAUGUGUGCGAUCUUGUCAAGGUGGAUCUAACUGCUGAGCACCCAGCACUCCGACAGCUGAGACCGACGCUGAGACCCCAGCACAAGUGCCCUGAACACCUAUGGAGACCAGCCCGCCACUUGGUGGCAGGUUGGUUACAUGGAGCCCUGCCGUCAUGGAGUGGGCAGGGAUUUGCCUUCUGUGGAGAAAGCAUUUAUUCCAGGAUGUCCCGUUCUAUGGAUCCACUGGCAAAGAAGAUCUUUAAAGGAGUAUUAGUAGCUGAACUUAUGGGCGUUUUUGGAGCAUAUUUUUUGUUUAAUAAGAUGAACACAAGCCAAGUUUAUUACAAAUCCAUUGAACACUCUGGAAUGUAUGGAAUCAGAGAGCAAGAUCAAGAAAAAUGGCUGAGCAGUAAAAAUUAGGCAUUUGACCAUCAAUCAAAGUUUGCUCUAUUUCAAAGUAUCUGGCAAGAUUAAAAUUAUGAAAUUGACACAGAUAUAUUUUAAAUAUUUAAGGUUAACUGUAAAUUCUAAUUAAGUCAGAGGUUUUGUUCCUUGGAGUAACUGUGAAGAAGUGAUGGAGGGUUUGUUUAUUGUGUUAUGACUAGAGUUUUGUUUAUUACUUGAAAUAAAGCGGUUCUUUAAAAAAACCUCCCCUAUAAUUCUAAAUAUAUAAACCUUUCAACACAGAAGAAAUAAUAAAACAUUUUUAACAUUU
Molecule: messenger RNA, 785 nt
Organism: Odocoileus virginianus texanus
Lineage: Eukaryota; Metazoa; Chordata; Mammalia; Artiodactyla; Cervidae
Source: RefSeq, a predicted model, not a curated record